CCAAGUUGCACGGGCACAUACGCUCAGGUUUCAUCUCUCGCAGCUUCCUUCGGCUUUUCAAACGCAUCCUCCCUCCCCUUUAUCCGAUUGUUUAAACCAAUUCUGCAAUUUUUCAAAACCCUAAAUUCAGAAACUUCUUUAAUUGGACAAAUUUUAUUUAUUCUAUACGCUGCUUUAGGGGGAGAAUUAUGGCCGUUAACUCGUGAAAUUGAGAGCUCCGGAAUGGCUGAAUUGUGGGGCUCGAAUGUACAAUCAACUAAUUCCGAGAGUGGAAUCGAUGAGCUCGACCAUGUUCCCUUGACGCAACGGCGGAAAUUGUUACGGGAAAACAGACAGCUUUUGGGUUCGGCCGAUCCUAGUCCCCCUGUUCUUGAAAAGGGAAGUGAAAACAAAUCUAUGCCCCAUGUUGGUGUCGUCUUUAAAGAAGAAGAAGAAGAUGGGCACUGUAAUUCGUCACAGCAGAUUAGAUGUACCGGAGUUGAGGCUGAUGUUGCUCGGCAAGAUAAACUCAAUGUCAACGCUUGCACUUUGCCCAAAUGUCAGACACUGCUGGUGGCUCCUGCCAAAGUUAAGGUUGAGUAUUUUGACAACUUGCUGGUUUCAUCGGGUAAUGGAAUAAAUGGUCUUGCCGCUGCUGAUGUGUCAGUAUCCAUUGAGCAAAAUGAGAUCCCCGGUGACUUUGUUGAUGAUGAUCUUGAUCACAUUGCUCUGAAAGAGCGGCUGAGGAUGCUGCUAUCAAGGAAACGGUUGGAGUUGACAAAACCAGUUCAAAAGGGUAGUUCUGGAGGUUUGCUAGAAAUCCUAAUACAGCAGUUCACUGAGAAGGGGAAGAAAGAGACUCAUCUCGUUGAGGAAGAGCUAGUGUCUGAAAAUCAACUUUGUGAUAACGUUGAAAGUAGUGCUUCUGUUUUCUGCAGACCUUUAGUAAAUGGUUCACCAGAUGAUAUUACUGUGGAAUCUUCUGUAACCAACCAAUAUUCACGGGCAUUAACUAAAUCCAGUGAUGAUAUGGAAAUUCUUGCAAGUGACAGCAAAUGCUCGUCUGAGAGAAUGCUUGCGGAGUCAAAUUCAUGUGAGUCACAGGAUUGUUUGCCUGCCAACAGAAGUCGUGUGCAUACUUCUACUUCAUCAACUGUUGUUGAGGUCAAGGUUGAACCUAGGGAUGACCAUAAUUUGCACAUAACUGACUGGAAUGCUAGGCAUAACUUUUACUGUAACAAACUGCGGUUGAAGAAUAAAUUAGAGCUCUCUGAUCAACUAUGUGGAGGUGAGGUGGACCAUAAGCCACUGAGAGAUCAGAUGAAGAUGCCUACUACGCUGGUAGAGGAUUCUGAAUUGAAUAUAGCUAGGAACAUCGAAUGCUUGAAGAAACAUGUGCCCUCUGCACUUGGAUGUAGCUUUAUUGCUCCAGAAUCUACAGAACCACUUUGCAUCAACCGUCCAAGGAAGAGAAGAAAGACAGCCACGGAUUCAGUUGAAACAGCCCUGGAGGAAGAUGCACCUGGACUCCUGAAGGUGUUGGUUGACAAAGGCAUAUUUGUCGAUGAAAUUAAGCUUUAUGGGGAAAUGGAGAAUGAUGAAGCUCUUGAUGAGUCAUUUAGUGAAGACAGCUUUGCUGAGCUUGAAGAUGUGAUGUCGAAGAUUUUCUCUCAGCGCGACUCGUGCCUAAAGUUUGCACCUAUACGAUGCGCAAAGGGUGCAAGAUCUAGUUAUUGCUUGGCCUGUCUAUUUUCACUCGUGGAGCAGACACGAUAUCUACAGUUUCGAAAAUGGCCUGUUGAAUGGGGCUGGUGCCGAGACCUCCAAUCAUUUAUAUUUGUCUUCAAGAGGCAUAACAGGAUUGUGUUAGAACGUCCUGAAUAUGGCUAUGCGACAUACUUCUUUGAGAUAGUGGAUUCUUUACCAAUUGACUGGCAGAUCAAGCGCUUAGUGACUGCGAUGAAGCUUAGUAACUGCGGCAGGCUUUCAGUAAUUGAGAACAAAGCAUUAGUGGUUGGAGAAGACUUGACGAAAGCUGAGGCUCAGGUGUUGAUGGAAUACGGUUGGGUACCGAACAGCGGCUUGGGAACAAUGCUCAACUAUUGUGACAGAGUUGUGCAUGAUAGGAAGAAUGAGAAGGACAGUUCAGAGUGGAAAUCAAAGAUAGCAAAGUUGCUGAUGGAUGGUUACAACGGUGGAAGUAUGGUUUCAACCAACAUUCCAAAGAAGGUUGAAGAAUACAUAGGUUCCCAGAACCCAGAAAUUAAGUUGGAGUUUUAGCUAGAGAUUAGCUUGUUUAGAAGGGUGUAAAUACUUGCAUAGAUGAAACAUUACUAUACUUGUUGACAACAAUCGGCAGUUACAAACUGAAACAAAGUUUGUUGUACCAA
Juglans microcarpa x Juglans regia is the source of this 2369-nucleotide messenger RNA. RefSeq lists its product as uncharacterized. The transcript has 11 exons. Bases 223 to 2259 code for a protein of 678 amino acids. NCBI's taxonomy places the organism in Eukaryota, Viridiplantae, Streptophyta, Magnoliopsida, Fagales, Juglandaceae. The record is from RefSeq and is a predicted model, not a curated record.